This is a messenger RNA of Oikopleura dioica, 588 nucleotides long. Lineage: Eukaryota; Metazoa; Chordata; Appendicularia; Copelata; Oikopleuridae. The record is from the annotation of a GenBank genome assembly.
AUGGAAUGGUGCUCCCUUCUCAAUGGAAAAGUUUCGAGAACCAGCACUUUGAUUAUCAAAAUAGAUGGAAAAGACAGCGUAAAAGGAUGGACCGAAAGAGCUAAAGGAUGGGCUAUUCUGAUGAGCAAAAAACUGGAAUGUGCAGAAAAGACUCCGAAAAAUCUUGAAAAAUCUUCUCAAGAUUUGAGUGAUUUUAAAAAAGCUCUUGCCUUGCGGGACAGUCAAGAGAGCACGAAUUCCACUGUCGUUUCAUCUGAUAUCAUGGAAGAAAUGCGACGAUUUCCUCCCUCGCUUCCCGAAUACGAAAAAUUCGAAAAGGUGAUGAAGCAAGACAAGGUUCCGGAAAAUCAAUGGAGGUAUCAUUUUUGGGUGAUGAACAAUUUGAAGUUUCCCAUGCUCGCGAAACUUGGACGAUUGCUUUUUCGUGGAUCGGUUUGUUCAAGCAGCUGCCAAGAGCGUGUCUUUGCCCGUUGCUCAAAAUUUUAUUCUUCGGACAGGGAGUCACUGAAAACAAAAACGGUUGAAACAUUUCUUCAAUUUGGUUAUGGCGAAGAGAUGGAAAAAGUCCUCAAGAGUUUAAAAAAAUAA